AUGGCGAGAAGCUCGUUGCGCCAACGCCUCCUUUCAAAACCCCGCCCAGCACCUCCCGCCAACCCUUUCUGCACCUCCACGGCCGCAGACCCGCCGGCGCAUACGAAGCUUCUAGAAGACCUCCGGCAGAUUAGGGUCCUCAUCCAACAGAGGCAGACCAACAGGGCGAAGGACAGCCUCCGCGCGCUCAUCCCUCUGCAAUCCGCUUCUCAGCUCUACAAUUCCUUCUCGCAAACCUUGCCGCCGUCGGGCACGAAGCCUGCGUUCGCAGACGCUCUCCUGACGGCCUACGCGGAGGCCAAGCGCCCCGACGAUUGCGGCGAAUUGUACGGCCUCAUCAGGGGCGAAGGUUAUUUCCCCUCGAUCCCAGCCUUCAACCUUCUUUUGCAGUCGCUGGUGGACUCGAGCCGAUUCCAGAGGACGCUCGAGGUUUUCUUCGACGCCGUUGAUUCUGGGGCGUCACUGGAUUAUUUCAGCUACGGCAAAGCGAUACAGUCGGCGGUGAAGCUGGGGCAUGUGGUUAAGGGUUUGGAGUUGAUGGGUCGGAUGAGGAGUAAUGGUUGGAAACCGGGAUGGUUUGUGUACAAUGUUUUGAUCAGUGGAUUGUGUAAGGAGAGGAGGCUGGACGUUGCCCGGAAGCUGUUCGAUGAAAUGCUCAGGUUGAAUGUGGUCCGGACAAGGGUGACCUAUAAUAUGCUGAUCGAUGGGUGUUGUAAAGCCGGAGAUUUGGAGGGGGCUUUUGUUUAUCGAGAUAGGAUGAAAAAUGAAAAAGUGGAGCCAAACAUUGUGACUUAUAACACGUUGCUCAAUGGGCUCUGUAAGAUGGGUAGAAUGGAGGAGGCUAGUAAGGUUUGGGAUGAAAUGGAGGCCCACGGGCUCGUGCCGGAUGGGUUCAGUUACAGUCUGAUUCUCGAAGGGCACUCUAGGCGAGGUGAUGUUGAGGCCUCAAUAGAUUUGUACAGUGAUGCAGUUAAAAGAGGCGUGAGCAUGAAUGCAUACACUUGUAGUGUUUUAAUAAACACUUUGUGCAAGGAAGGGAAAAUGGAUCGAGUGGAGGAGCUCUUGGCAAAGCUGAAAGAAUCUGGAGUUGCCCUGACUGAGGUCAUGUUCAAUACCGUGGUGAACGGCCACUGCAGGGCAGGAGAUAUCGAGAAAGCCCUCAUGGCUGUUGAGAGAAUGGAGAAGGAGGGUGUGGGGCCCAGCUGCAUCGCGUACAAUACAGUGAUCAACAAGUUCUGCGAACUGGGCCAGAUGGACAGUGCGAACGAAUGGGUUGAGAAAAUGAAGGCAAAGGGCGUUGGUCCAGACGUGCAGACGUAUAAUAUCCUGAUGGGUGGCUACGGUGGAAAUUGCCAGUUUGAAAAGUGUUUGCAGAAUCUUGACGAGAUGGAAGCCAAUGGCUUGAAGCCCAAUGUUGUCACUUACGGGUCCCUGAUAAACGGCUUCUGCAAGAAAGGGCGGGUUCUCGAAGCUGAGGUCAUCUUCAACGACAUGUUGACGAGAGGCGUGCUCCCGAACGCUCAGGUUUACAACAUGCUCAUACACGGUUUCUGCUCGGUUGGAAAAAUCGACGAUGCCCUUAGGGUUUUCAAUGAGAUGUUAAAUAAUAAAGUGCGUCCUACGAUUGUGACGUACAAUGCGCUCGUGAAGGGGCAAUGCAGGAAAAACAGGCUCCAACAGGCAGAAGAAUUAGCCUUUAGUGUUGCUCGUGAAGGCUUGAGUCCCGAUGUGAUCACAUUCAAUACCUUGAUCUCCGGGUUCUCUGCAGCAGGCAAACUGGACAAGUGUCUCGAAUUGUAUGAGAAGUUGAAAUCAUCUGGGCUGAGGCCCACGCUAAGCACCUACCACCCGCUGAUAAGUGUGAGCAAAAAGGACAGGCUGGAUCUCGUCGAGAAAUUCGUUCAAGAAAUAUCAAAAUUCAACUUGGCACCCGACCGAGUUGUUUACAAUGGGCUCGUUCAGUGCUACAUACAGCACGGGGACAUUCGAAAAGCUAACCAGCUUUGGCAGGAGAUGUUGGGUGCGGGGAUUUGUCCAGACAAGAUGACGUACAAUAGCUUGAUAACCGGAUGCUUGAAGGAAGGGAAUAUGCAGGCCGCAAGAGAGCUUUUUGACGGCAUGAUUUCCAAAGGAGUUGCGCCCAGUGACGAGACUUUCAACACGUUGAUCGAGGGGCAUUGCAAGCUGGGGGAUUUUAAUGGGGCUUAUGUGUGGUAUGAGGAGAUGUCGAGAGCCGGGCUUCUGCCGCGUGUCUCAGUCUGUAACGGGCUUCUUUCUGGGCUGAGAGAGGAAGGGAUGUUGGAGGAGGCUGAGAUUGUGAGCUCUCAAAUGAGUGCUAAGGGAGUUGAGCAGGGUUCGAGCGAUGAUCGAUCGGCUGUUCACGGCUGA
Messenger RNA from Striga hermonthica, 2388 nucleotides. The record is from the annotation of a GenBank genome assembly. NCBI's taxonomy places the organism in Eukaryota, Viridiplantae, Streptophyta, Magnoliopsida, Lamiales, Orobanchaceae.